Linnemannia hyalina is the source of this 1416-nucleotide messenger RNA. The record is from the annotation of a GenBank genome assembly. Lineage: Eukaryota; Fungi; Mortierellomycota; Mortierellomycetes; Mortierellales; Mortierellaceae.
AUGGCAGAAUCAGACGACCAAAAGCAACAGUCCGCUGCCACCCUCAGGAAUAGGCGCACAACCGUCGAGGACGCAGAAAGCGACUCGGACAUUGCAACAACAACCGCCACCUCUGUAUCUUCAACCGCCAAGCCAUCAUCAUCAGCAGCAGCAUCCAAGAGGGAUACUGAAGAGGAGGACAAGAAGAAACUCACUGCCGCACAAGUCCACAAGAGGGUUGCCCAGCAACAGGGCACGAAGAAGAACAGUCAGCUCAGAAACCUGGUGAUCUCCCUCAUCGUCGCUUUUAUUGGUGUCCUCCUGAAGUCUGCCUUUGAGAAGUUCGUCUUUACUGGUCGUGAGAUCGCCAUCGAGCAGACCGUUGGACUCCAGGGCAACUGUUUCAAGACCGCCUAUAUCCCUGGACCGGCCGACAUUGAGAUUAGCGACCAUGAUCAAUUGGCAUUCGUCUCCUCGGAUGACUAUUCCUGGAAGAAAGAGAGCCGAUUUUUCCACCGCCCCAGCUCCAAAACUGCCAAGAAUGGAGGCAUCUAUACCCUCGCCUUGAACCACAAGAACGGAUCCCCCAAGGAGCUGGAGCUCAAGUCGUUUACUUCAGACGAUUUCCACCCAGCAGGAAUGUCACUCUACCACUUUCAGGACGAGAAGACCCACGAGAGGACGACUCGUCUCUUUGUCAUCAACCAUUCUCACAAGGGGGAUGUCGUCGAGAUCUUUGACUAUUCUUCGGAGGCCAACACGUUGACGCUUGUCAAGACCGUCAGCAGUGAUCUGUUUGUUACUCCCCGAGACAUUGUUGCUGUUGACCAGGAUCGCUUCUACUUGACCAAUCACCAUGCCAUGGGUAACAAGUACGGACGAGUUGCCGAGGACGUUACUGGCACAGCUAUGGGCUCUGUCAUCUACUACAACGGUGAAAAGUCUCUCAAGGUUCUUCAGAGUCUCAACAACCCCUAUGGUAUUGCUGGAUCUCCGGAUGGCAAGCAGAUCUAUGUUUCAUCGUUCAUGGAUAGGUUGGUCCACGUAUACAACACGACCGAGGAUAUUGCGCAAGGACAAUUGGAGCACGAUGUUGAUAUCUGGGUCGGCAAUCAUGUCGACCACCUGUCGGUCGACAAGCAUACCGGAGACAUCUAUGUCGCUAGCCACCCUUCGUACUCGACUUACCUCCGCCACAAGCUUGGCUACGAGCCCCAGUCACCCUCGCAUGUCGUCAAGAUUGAAAAGCUGGCGCCUGAGAACUUCAUUCCCCAGGAGAGCAGUAUGGGCAACUAUUACUUCUUCCCCAAGCCCGAAUUGCCCUCUUUGAAAUGGGAAGUUAAGGAUUUGUUUUACAGUAACGGCGAGGACAUCUCUGGUAAGUUUUCUCUUGGUAUGUUAUUUUUGGAUGGAUUGUUUUGGUUUUUUUAUUACUAG